Molecule: messenger RNA, 3277 nt
Organism: Syngnathoides biaculeatus (alligator pipefish)
Lineage: Eukaryota; Metazoa; Chordata; Actinopteri; Syngnathiformes; Syngnathidae
Gene: gzf1
Product: GDNF-inducible zinc finger protein 1
Exons: 7
Coding region: 661-2838 (725 amino acids)
Biological process (GO): regulation of transcription by RNA polymerase II
Molecular function (GO): RNA polymerase II cis-regulatory region sequence-specific DNA binding; protein binding; DNA-binding transcription factor activity
Source: RefSeq, a predicted model, not a curated record
GAUUUUUCUCCGUCUCCCUCGAUCCAAUCCGCGACGGACGCCCGCUCGAUCCGCUAACAUCAGUCAACAUCUCGGCGUUUUUCGACUUUUCAACGUAGCUGUCGUUAGCGCCUUAAAACGUCGUGUUGACAGCUUUGCUUAACGUUCAUCCGAGUAGCCAAGACAACGCAAACCAGACAAUUUAUGUUAUGUGAAAAUCAGUUUUAGUCGUAAUUUUAUUGUCUAACUGUAAAAUAUUAAAACAACUACCAGUGGGUUUAGAUGUAACAUCAGCUAUGAUCUAUGCCCGUUUAAUUGCGGCGUUCUUACGUUCACAAAAGGCAACGGCAAAUUUGAACUAGUGGAGAACCGCCUCCUUUUCAUCAUCACCAAAAAUCACCAUUCCCCGUUGAAAUGAAUAUAAAUACCAUUAAUCUGUUCUAGUCUAUGUAACGUUAUCACAAAAACAAAACAAAAAAUACAUGCUGCUCAUUCUGUUGUGCAUGUGUUGGCCACCUAUGAGUCGUAUAAUCAACAAAACUCGUAUACAAAAUUUUGGGUUGCAAGUCAAAGGAAAUAAACAGAACAAACAAAUGAUAAACUCGUUAGUCAGGGUUAUUUCCUCCUUUUUGCCCACCCUGAAUAAACUGCAGUGACACCUGUUUCCAUCAGAGUCACUCCAUGAUGGGCAUGGCGGUGGUCCAGCUCACGUCCCAAGCCCACCACAAGAAGCUCCUGAACGCCCUGCACCACAUGAGACUGCAGGGACAAUUUAGCGACAUAACUGUGCAGGUGGACUACCAAGGCCACUCACAGGCAUUCCAGGCUCACCGAGUGGUCCUCGCCGCCUCUAGCGGCUACUUCAGGGACAUCCUCCUUUCCCCGGAAGGCACGACGGACCUCGUCCCUCUUUCCAACAUGCUCCCGAGUGACUUUUCGGAUUUUUUGGAGUUUGUGUACACGGGUAAGGUGGAGGUGGCCCAAAGCAGGGUAGCCGACGUGGAAGCGGCGGCCAAGAUUUUGGACUGUGAGGAUCUGGCCAGGGUUUGCGGCGAGAACAGUACAUCCGGGUCACAUGCGGGAGACGAGUUAUGCCCAGUGACCGAGACCGGCAAAAAGAAGACACUGUUGAAACGUCAACCGGCGCCAAAAAGCUCGGAGCGCAUUUCGAAAAGAACCCAGCUGAAGACUACCAAGCUUAAAAUGAGCUUGGGUGGCCGCAAAGUCCUGCAGAGGUCUAUCCCGGCUCAAGGUGAAGAAGUGUUUAACGCCGAAGAGGAAGAUGACUACAUGGACGCGACCUCGCCCAACUCGCCUAACUUUGACAAGGACGUGCUGAGUCUGAGUGAAGAUGAGGAACCCUUGCUGUUGUCGCCGAGCGAGGACGAAGAAGAAUGCGUGGCCGAGUCCAAGAGUACCUCGAAGUUCCUGUGCAAUGAAUGCCAGCGGAGCUUCCACUACGAGAGGAGCUACCUGAAGCACAUGAGUCACUGCAGCGCCUACCACGGAGUCAAAGCCGACCUGGUCUUCCGCUGCGAGACCUGCCUGAAGACCUUCUCGAACCGCAGCAAUCUGAGGAUCCACGAAAAGCACGUCCACAGCACCGAGCGCCAGUUCACCUGCAAAGUCUGCUCCAAGACCUUCAAGCGCAAGAAGGACGUGGUCCGUCACCACAAACAGGUGCAUGACCCGCGUAUACACGAGUGCUCCGACUGCGGUAAGUCGUUGAGCUCCAAGGCGUCGUUAAUGCUGCAUAAGCGGACGCACAGCGGCAUCAAGGCCUUCGUCUGCACCGAUUGCGGCGCACGCUUCACCCAGAAGUCGGCCCUCAAGAUGCACCACAGGAUUCACACGGGUGAGAAGCCCUUUGCCUGUGACGUGUGCGACGCACGCUUCACCCAGAAAAGUUUGCUGGCCUACCACAAACGCUCCCACACCGGUGAGAAGCCCUUCAUGUGCGAGGCCUGCGGGAAAAGCUUCGCCUCCAAGGAAUACCUGAGGUACCACUCCAACAUCCACACCGGCUCCAAGCCGUUCAAGUGUGAGGAGUGCGGCCGCGGCUUCGCCCAGAGGAACUCCCUCCGGCAGCAUUUAACGGUGCACACGGGCGCACGUCCCUAUGGCUGCACGUACUGCGACAAGCACUUCACGCAGCUCAACGCCCUCCAGCGGCACCAGCGUAUCCACACCGGCGAGAAGCCCUACAUGUGCGGCCUGUGCAACCGCACUUUCACCGACAAGUCUACGCUCCGCCGCCACACCACUACUCAUGAUGCCAAUGCUCCGUGGAAGAACUACCUGGUGGUCCUAGAGGGCAACGUGGAGGAGAGGAAACCCAAACCUCAAAGCAAGGCAGGGGCGCCGCUAGAGAAAAAGAACAUUGGUAAAAAAGGAUCCCAAAGCAACGUUACCUCCGGUGCUGACGACCUCGCCGCCUUGGUGGUGCCAACCGGUGCGGGAACCCUGCCGCCCGAUCCGGUUGCCCCGCCGCAAGAAUGGGCCGGGCCGGGCGCCAUCACCCUGGUGAGUCACGGCCACCUGAGCGGGAUCGCCGUCAUCCACGCCGAGAUGCCGCCCGGGACUCAGGUGGUGACGUCGGACGGCGGCAACAUCAUCGCUUUGGACGGGCCGUUCGUGGUCCCUGUCGAGGCAAACUCCUCGGAGACCGCCGACGCGCUCCCCGCGGAUCCCCCCCUUGUACCGUCCCUCCUGGGAGAGGACGUGUCGCAAAGCAUUCUCGCUACCAAGGCGGAUGUGGCUCAGCUCGACAUUCAGACGGUGGUCGUGUCGGAUGAAAUGUGUAAAAACGCGCAAAUGCAGCAAAGGACACCAGAGACCAAAGACCAGGCCAAUCCCUAGAAAAUGACUGUCAACCCCAGAUUAACGCUAUUUAGAUUGUUUAGGCUGUUUAACGUGGCUGCUUAAUCAUGUCAUAAACGUUAACAAUAUUAAUAAGAUAUAGAAUAGCAGCAAAACUAGUGGCUGUCAGUCAGCCGCUCAUGCAAGAUAAAGAAUCCCAAAACACACUGUGUGAGACAGUCUUGUGUCCAGCAGGCCUUGGGCCUGGAUUAGACCAGAGAAGAUGCGGUUUCUCACAGUGGUACUAUAUCAGACUCCCGUAAAAUCUUGAUGUAUUAUGAUCAGACACUGGCAACACUGCACAACACAUAUUAUGAUACUACAGCAUCCUGUCUUUUCUGAUCAUUGGACUUUUAUCUUCUCAAAUCAAACACUCAGGUGAGCAGGAAUGGAAAAGAUGCUGCCACUGUGAGCUACAACUGUUACCAUGGCAACAAAA